AUGUUCCUAGACGUCGAGAGACUGAGGAGAAUGCAUGAUUUCGGUCAGAGGGACAGCAAAUAUACUACUACCCUAAAUAUCAAAACGCUGCCUCAGGCUGCAAGGCAUCUGGGGUCGCAAGCUAACCGCAUCGAGAUAGUAAGCGGGGCCUAUCCGUUCACCCAGCCAAUAACCAACAUGGGAUCAGGCACGAGAAAUGAGCAUGACUCGCCCUCAGUAAAGCUUCGUCUUCUUAUCUUCAAGUGGUUGAGGCCACAAAAACGGCGUAUUCGGAGUCACUUGACCUUGCUGGCCUCGUGGGCUUUAUAUUUCCCGGUAUGUCUUCUUAUCCGUCUGCCAUUAGUACAAAUUCACCGCUCUGCCCUCCCUGUCCACGACUUGCGCGUUGUUGUCUUGCUUCGUCGGAGAAAUUUGCGACAUCACGAGACCAUGCUGACCUUAAGCCGCUUCACCAGUCGUCCCCAUAUAAUCUACACCAGGAGCACCCAUACACUUCUAGACUUUCAGCAAAAACAGGGCACCAUGACUGAUUCAAAUCCGCUCUCGCGGAGCAAGUCCGCACCGACUCUAUCUGAGGAAGCCAUGGCUUCGAAUGCUCCUCUCUCCCCCGACCUCCUUGCGACCGAUACAGAUGGGCUUUCCGGGCCUCCCGAGGGUUCGACGUCGCCCACAUCUACACCAGGAAGACUGUCUAGAAACCCCUCCUUUUCGAAUAGUAGCUCGUACCAGGAGGACUGGGAGACAUUCCCACCGUUGGAUAAGCUGAGCUUUUUCGAGCUGUUCGAUACAUUUUCAUUGUCACAGAAGCUGGAGAGAUGGAACCAGGCGUUGAACAUGCAACGAGACCGAGUGCGCCGACAGCGCGAAAAGUUCAAGUCCGUCUCUGGUCUUGCCAAGGAUCGCGUGGUCGAUGAAUGGAGGAAGAGAAUUCCUACUGCCGACGAACAGUUGGACAAGUACAAAAACCGUAUGCGAGACUCGGUCGACAGGUUGACGAAGCAAUGGAACAAGGUAGCAACAGUCACUCUUCGGGAGAAAGUAUCGUUCAUUGCUGGUGUGAUGAAUAUUUUCAUCAGUGGUUACCUUAUGGGAGCUUGCCCGGAAAAAUUCUAUUGGUGGUACACUGCUCAGCUUGCCUAUUUUAUGCCUAUUCGUUUGUACACCUAUCAUAAACGCGGCUAUCACUACUUCUUGGCCGACUUGUGUUACUUUGUCAAUUUUCUGGCCAUGUUGAGUAUCUGGGUGUUUCCGCAAUCGAAACGGCUUUUAAUCGGGACGUACUGUCUGGCUUACGGAAACAAUGCGGUUGCUAUCGCUAUGUGGCGCAACUCAUUGGUGUUCCACAGCAUGGACAAGGUUGUCAGUGUCUUUAUUCAUAUCAUGCCCCCAGCUGCUUUCCAUUGUAUUGUACAUUUGACACCUCCUGAGAUACUCAAGGAAAGAUUUCCAGCUGUAUGGGAUGUCAAGUUCAGUCAGCCUGGUGCUCCCGAACAUUUCACAUUGCUGGCGAUGAUGCUCUGGGCUUCCAUCCCUUAUGCAAUCUGGCAAUUAUCCUACCACCGCUUCAUUACAGUUCGCCGCGCAGACAAGAUUGCCGCUGGACGACCAACCAGUUUCACUUGGCUCCGGCGUUCUUAUGCGAAAACUUGGAUUGGCAAAUUUGUGCUUAGUCUUCCUAAUAUCCUUCAGGAGCCGGCAUUCAUGAUGAUUCAAUAUUUCUAUGCACUUUUAACCAUGAUCCCCUGCCCUCUAUGGUUCUGGUACCGUUGGGCGAGCUCUGUGUUCAUGCUUGGCGUGUUCAUCUGGAGUAUUCACAAUGGUGCGACUUAUUAUAUUGACGUAUUUGGAACACGGUUCCAAAAGGAAUUGGAACAGUUGAAGAAGGAUGUCGCCAAAUGGCAAACCAGUCCUGAUUACGCCACAAGUCCGCUUCUUACCCCCGGUCUCGCUACCGAGCAGGGUUCCCGGUUGCUCAGCGACUUGGCUACAACACCUGGCGAGGAACUGGACAAGUCUAGUCUUGAGCGUAUCCCGACUCUUGAUGCCUUGUCUGAGACUACUGGUAACCAGCCUCGCGCACCAGACGCUGCAUCUGCCUUGCGAAACCGGGCGGCCGCUCAAUAAGUCAUAGGAUUUCCCAUAUGUUAACUCCGUUUUGGUACUUGCACUUGCAUUCUUCGUUACGAUUGGACCUGAAUAUAUUGUUUUACAUACGUACCACAUACACCGUUGCGUUAUGAUUUAUGAUUUGUUGAUGAUACCACCUAUGCAAGCACCUUUUGACCCCCAUUGCUUUCUGUCAUUAGAAUAGUAUGCUUAUUCAUGUGCGUUCCAGUCAUUUACCUUGAUCUGUACUUUUGUUUUGGCGUUAUGUACACAAACAUGACUGUAUAUCAGAAUGUAAAUUGUCAGUAAGUUAGAGCAAUCCUGCCUAUAUCAGCGCCGGAAUGGGAUAUAGUUUAUCCACGCG
This is a messenger RNA of Talaromyces stipitatus ATCC 10500, 2470 nucleotides long. RefSeq lists its product as uncharacterized. Gene Ontology annotation, biological process: phosphatidylcholine biosynthetic process. The record is from RefSeq and is a predicted model, not a curated record. The transcript has 5 exons. The coding region runs from base 1 to 2124 and encodes 707 amino acids. NCBI's taxonomy places the organism in Eukaryota, Fungi, Ascomycota, Eurotiomycetes, Eurotiales, Trichocomaceae.